AUGACUCGAAAAACGCAUGAGAAGAGAACUCAAAGAGUAUUUGGCGUCAAAGACGCUGUGACUGCGUCUCCACAAUAUGAAACUGCAUAUGCCAUGUCUAAUACAGAAGUAGAAGAAAACAAAAAUACUCAAUCAAAUUCUUGCAAAUGUAGAAAGAAGGAUAAAAGAAAGGAUGUUUUUAAACACGACCGAAAUUGGCAAUCUAUUACAAAAUUGUAUGGGGACACUGAUACUACGCACAUCUGGGAUAAUGAAUUACAAAAGCCGAAGGCUGUUUAUAAAACUAAAGAACGAGAACAAAUAGAUCCUUAUUACGAAAGUUAUAAGCCCGAUGUUUACCAAGAAAAUAUCAAUCCGAUAUACAAUGUGAAAUCUAAACCAGCUAAAAUAUCUCUUCUCAGCUUAUAUCGUAGACAUAAGAAAAAUAAAAGUAAAAAAGAUCAAUAUCCAAAAGAAACGCUUUACAAUGAAAAUGUUACAAACAAUCCCUACGUACCAUAUGAACCAAAUAUCGAAUUUAAAUUCACAAAGAAACCUGGAAAAAAAUUUGUAAUAGAUCGUUUCGCCACUGGAGAUGUUUGCAGAGGCGGCCCGUGUCUUGAGGCUUUGGAACAUUUACAGAGAUUACAGGAUCCGAAUGAAAUUGAACUUCCAGAAAAGAAAAAUAGGAACAAUAAGAAAGCAAAGAGCAAGGAAAGAAGGAAAAAGGUAAAAAAGAAAAUAGAAGAAGAAAUUGUAAUUAGAGAAGAUAAUGUUAAAGAUAAAAAAAGGACGGAAGUAAAUAAGAAAAAAUUAAAGAAGAAAAAGGAGAAGGAAAAAAAGAAAAAGGACAUAAAAAAAGAGGAGUCAGAAUUAAAAACCGAUAGUGAAAAAUCUGAUGAUACAACAUAUUCAAAACUCAUUGCAAAAGUAAAGACAGCCAAGGGAAACGCUAAAAACAGCCUUAUAAAGAUGCUAAAGGAAGAUUUGAAUAUUGGACAGGGUGAUCAAGGUGCUUCAUCAAAAAACAAAGAUUUAAAAGAAAUAAAACCAAAACCAAGUUUGAUAGAUAAAAUGUUUAGGGUUACUUGCAAAUGUAAAAGUGAUAACGGCCAUGCUUUUCAAACUGUUUCAAACGCAAAAGAUCAAACUGGGGAACCAUUUUUUGAAAUGAAAGUUGACUCGUCAGAUAUGCAGGUUAUGAAUUCACAAGAAAUUAAUGAAAAAAUAAGAAAAUUAGGGAGAUCAGAAAAGAAAGAUUUGUCGUGCAUCUGUCCUUCAAGAUUAAACCGAUUAGAAUCCCAUAGAGAAAGAACUUGCAGAAAAGGAAUUUGUGAAAAAUAUUUAAAAAAUAAGCAUACUAGUUUCAAUUGCAAGUGUGUGGAGCUUAAGGAUGUCAUAGAAUGCAAAGAUUCUACUUGUAAUUUGAAAACUAAAAGAAAAAAGAAGAUAAAACGUAAAGAAGAGGUGCCGCUAACAUCAGCGGAUAUUGCAAAAAAACCUCUGCUUCAGGUGAUGUUGGAUUCAAAUAAUAUGAAUAUAAUUAAUUCUAAAGAAAUUUUAGAUGCUAUGAGAAAAGCGUCACCAAAUGAAAUAUGUUCUUCUGGCAUCUGUAAAAGAGCAAUAGAUGAGAAUUUUGACGUAAACUGCAGAUGUAUCGGAAAAAAAUUAAAAGCAGGUGUUUUCGAGUGCGAUAAAAGCAGCUGUAAAGAUAGAAAAAAGAAAUGUGCAUUAUCAUAUUAUUGUUCAAAAGUAUUUAGUAAAUCUGAAACUUGGAGCAAACGAGGUAGAAGAACACGGAGGCGACCUAUAAGGCGUUCCCGUGAUGAUUCCAAUAUUAUCGAAAAUAAAAAACAUAUAAGAUCAGAUACAAAUCAAAAAACAGUUACAUUUGAUAUCCCUCGUGGACUUGGGAAAAAACUUGGGAAACAGGCUCCUAAAACGGGAAAAGAGAGAAAAGUGCCAUAUCUAAAAGAGGAACAAUCAAAUAUAUGUAAAUGUUAUUGCGAAUGUUACGGUCAAAAAACUAAAAAAAAAGCCCGAAAACGAAGAAGAAGAAGAAAAAAGGGGUUUUUUAAGAGACGAAAGAGAGACGAUAGGACUUGUUCUGAAAAAGUGACAGAUUGUGUAGAAAAACAACAAGAGAACUGUGAAAAGGAACUUAAAAAGAAGAAAAAACAAUACGUUAAACAAGAAAAGAAAUCUUUAAAAGAGAACAAGAAAAUGGUAGCAGAACAAAAGGAAGUUUCUAAACAAAAUGCACAUCGCUGGAAUUAUAUUACAAAUGUCAUAACUGGCCCUUGA
Messenger RNA from Danaus chrysippus (African queen), 2283 nucleotides. Lineage: Eukaryota; Metazoa; Arthropoda; Insecta; Lepidoptera; Nymphalidae. The record is from the annotation of a GenBank genome assembly.